This is a messenger RNA of Striga asiatica, 3113 nucleotides long. Lineage: Eukaryota; Viridiplantae; Streptophyta; Magnoliopsida; Lamiales; Orobanchaceae. The record is from the annotation of a GenBank genome assembly.
AAAUUUUUUCAAGAAACAACUCUCACUUUUUAAAAGAGUUAUUAUUAUUAUAAUUAAUUAUUAUGCAGCAUAAAAAAAUAUCUUCUAGCAACUCCUAUCCUCAACACGCGCAUUCCUCUCUUUUCUACAGUAGAGAGCUCUAUUCUAUGAGCUGAAAGUCUCUUUGCAAUUGCACCAUAUCAUAUACAAUGCAGGAAUUGAGAAAUUCCUUAGUUUAUCUAAGCUUAAUCAUCAUCACCAUUUUCCUCCUACCAUCUGCCCAAGCAGCAGCUCUACAGCCCAAGCCUCAGCUCCACCAAGAUGAAGUGAAGGCAUUGAAGGAGAUUGGUCGCAGGCUGGGCCACGAUGCGUGGGCCCGCACGCGCGACCCGUGCAGCGAAGAAGAGAUUUCGAGGGCGCCCGUCGCCAGGAAAGGGAUGGAGACUUCAGUCGCCUGCGACUGUACUUUCAACAACGGUUCGACUUGCCACAUCGUUAGUAUAGCUUUCAAAGGACAGAAUUUAACAGGAAGCGUUCCACAAGAAUUCGCAAAGUUUCGCCAACUUAAAAACUUGGACCUUAGUCGCAACUUCCUUAAUGGUACUAUACCUCCUCAGUGGGCUAAAAUGGUCUUGGUUGAGCUGUCUUUUAUGGGAAACAAUUUAUCUGGUCCAUUUCCAAUGGUUAUUACCAGAUUAACCACCCUUGUGAACUUGAGCCUCGAGGGGAACAGGUUUUCUGGCCCCAUUCCAUCGGAAAUUGGCCGCUUAGUCAAUUUGCGGAAACUUGUUCUAUCGUCAAAUACGUUUACUGGAGAUUUACCAGUGGGGCUUGCCAGGCUUACCUCAUUAAUUGACAUGAGGAUAAGUGACAAUAACUUCAGAGGAAGGAUUCCAGAUUUUAUCGGCAGCUGGAGACAAAUUGAAAAACUGCACAUUCAAGGUUGCUCUCUUAGAGGCCCAAUCCCAUCUUCUAUAUCUUCCCUCACAAGCUUACUUGACUUGAGGAUAAGUGAUUUAACAGGUGGAGGAUCGCCUUUUCCAGUACUAAGUGAUAUGAAGUCCAUUAAAGUCAUGGACCUUAGUUUUAAUAACUUGACUGGAGAGAUUCCUGAUUCUUUUGCUCAUCUUACAAGAGUUGAUUUCCUGUAUUUGACAAGAAAUAGACUUACAGGACAAAUUCCAAGUUGGAUUCUUGAAAGGAACAAGAAUGCAGGAAGAGUACACUCAUGCAUGAAGCAAGACUUUCCAUGUCCAAAUCCAAGAACUCAGCAGCAUUACUCACUGCACAUUAACUGCGGCGGUGAAGAAGUAAACAUCACUAACGACUCGAAAUACGAAGCCGAUACAGAAUCCCGAGGCGCCUCAAUGUAUUACGCGAGCCAAAACUGGGCUUUCAGCAGCACAGGCAACUUCAUGGAUAACGAUAUCGACUCAGAUAACUACAGAACCACCAACACUUCAUCUCUCCACAAUGCCACGCCCAUCGUGAAGAAUUUCACUGUGGCGGUUACUGGACAUACCUUGAAGAUCCAUCUCUAUUGGGCUGGGAAAGGGACUACUGGCAUUCCAGAGAGAGGAACUUAUGGGCCUAUUGCUAUGGUGGGUGGUAUAGUAGCCGGAGGCUUUUGUUUUCUAACUCUGGUUCUAGCUUUCUUGCGUAAGCGAGGGUAUCUUGGAGGCAAAACAUCGACUGAUAAAGAGCUUAGAGGUCUUGAUCUACAAACAGGCAUGUUCACUUUAAGACAGAUUAAGGCUGCAACUAAGAACUUCGAUCCUGCUAACAAGAUUGGUGAGGGUGGUUUCGGUUCGGUGUACAAGGGUCUAUUACUUGAUGGGACCAUAAUAGCGGUGAAGCAACUUUCUUCAAAGUCGAAACAGGGAACACGGGAAUUUGUGAACGAAAUAGGAAUGGUAUCCGCACUGCAACACCCGAAUUUAGUAAAGCUUUAUGGGUGUUGUGUUGAAGGGAACCAGUUGUUGUUAAUCUACGAGUACAUGGAAAAUAACUGCAUAUCUCGCGCUCUUUUUGGGAAGAGUCCAAUACAAAAGCUGAAGUUAGACUGGCCCACGAGGAGGAAAAUCUGCCUCGGCAUUGCCAGAGGCCUAGCUUACCUUCAUGAAGAGUCGAGCGUUAAGAUAGUCCACCGAGACAUCAAGACGAGUAAUGUUUUGCUGGACAAAGAUCUCAAUGCGAAGAUAUCUGAUUUCGGCCUGGCUAAGCUUAACGAGGAUGAUAAUACCCAUAUUAGUACCAGAAUUGCUGGGACCAUCGGGAAAAGCAACACCAACUACAGGCCCAAGGAAGACUUUGUCUACCUUCUCGACUGGGCUUAUGUUCUGCAAGAAAGAGGCAGCCUGCUGGAGCUGGUUGACCCUGAGCUGGGGUCCGCAUACUCGUCAGAAGAAGCAAUGGUUGUGCUGAAUGUAGCCCUUUUGUGCACGAAUGCGGCUCCAACUCUAAGGCCGAUAAUGUCCCAGGUAGUAAGCAUGCUCGAAGGUCAUACUGAGAUUCAAGACUUGUUGUCAGAUCCAGGAUUUUCGACUCUCAACUCAAAGUACAAGGCCAUAAGGAACCACUUCUGGCAGCAACCUAGCGCGACUCAUAGCAUGUCUGUAAACAGCCUUUGUUCGGAUUCGACUCGUUCGGAGGAAAAAUGACAUUGCUCUACAAACUGAUUAUAUAUACUUAUCUGUUGGUAUUCUACCAAGCAAUUGCAUAUGAUAUUGUAGAAUACCCUUUUUUUUUUUUUCUUAUACAUGUUGUAUUGACAGAAACUAAUAAUGCAUAUGGGCUGUAGCAUGGCAUGUAUUUAGUAGUCUGCAAUUGAUGAAAAUUGGCUGCUCUGCAUCAGUCCUAUUGAAAACUAUUGAUUUGGGAUGACAUUGGUCAAUAAAAAAAAGUAGACCCUACAAGAUUUAUUCACUUUUUUUCUUUUUUUUUUCCUAGACAAACAAGAAAAUUUAUAAAGACCUGCCAACAAUUUGUACUCAUUCUUUCUAAAAGAACAUCACAUAGCCAACAAGUACUUACCACUUUUUAUUAAUUAGUUCUACUAUUCAUUUCACUCAUAAUUGAAUAAAACUAACAAAAAUGAUGAAAUUCCAACGGAAAUUCCAAUGGAUAUUUCAAUG